GUGAAGGAAGGUUAGUACUACGUGACAGUGAUACACCGUUGUGCCGUUUAAAUCGGAAUUUGAAAAGUCAACAAAAACAACAGUGCUUGUUUUCAGCACAAUCUGGUGGCGGACCUUCACCAUCAUCUCGGGGACAACAACAACAAAGUGGGGCCACAGAAGCCCGUCGUUUAUUCUGACCUCCUCCAGCGCUUUGAUUUCUUAGGCCGAGCUAUCAUCGAGACAUAAUGGCCACCACGACGGCGACGGAGAGCCUGUCCAAUGGAGAAGGACCUGUCCAUGAGGAUCAAGGAGACAACCUCAGACCCGAGGAUUUAUCCGAGAUGCUGGCCGCCGGCACCAAGGACGUUCACGAACAGGCGGAGAACACUCAAUUCGUAAAGGACUUUCUGCGAGGGCGCAUUCGCAAAGAGCUCUUCAAGCUGGGAGCCGUGGCUCUCUACUACACUUAUAGCGCCAUGGAGGAGGAAAUGGAGCGAAACAAGGAGCACCCUCAUUUGGCCCCGCUUUAUUUCCCCGUCGAGCUGCACCGCCACGAGGCGCUGGCCCGGGACCUGGAGUUCUUCUACGGCGCCGAGUGGGAGAGCCAGAUCCGCCUUUCCCCGGCCACCGAGCGCUACGUGGAGCGUAUCCGCGAAGUGGGGCGGGAGGACCCGGCGCUGCUGGUGGCCCACGCGUACACCCGCUACAUGGGCGACCUGUCCGGCGGCCAGGUGCUGAAGAAGGUGGCGCAGAGGGCCCUUAAGCUCCCCGCCACGGGAGAGGGACUGGAGUUCUACAUGUUCGACGCCAUCGACAGCCCCAAGGCCUUCAAGCAGCUCUACCGCAGCCGCAUGAACCAACUGGAACUGGAUGCCGAGUCCAAGAAGAGAGUGGUGGAUGAAGCCGUCAAAGCCUUUCACUUCAACAUGGAGGUUUUCCAGGAGCUGGAGGAAAUGGGCAAACCCAUCGAAGAGGAGGACGACACUGAAAACGGAAUGCCCGUUCACGGAGACGCCACGGGCGACGUCAGCAAAUGCCCCUAUUACGCUGCCAAAACGGCGGCAGCAGACGGGACGACUCACGCGUGUCAACUAGCCAUGGCUAUGUUGCAUCACCCCAGCGGCCAAGUCCUGGUGGCCAUCUGCGUGGCCCUUUUAGCCAGCCUGGUUGCCUGGUAUCUCAUGUAAGGGACCAAAAAAAAAAAAGGACGGGACAGUAAGAAAGCUUCUCAGGAGACCAAAAAGUAGACUUGGAUAUGAAGGACCAUGUGAAUCCUCCGCCCGCCUAGCCAACAUUUUAAUUUUUCUACCUCCUUAGCGCCAUCCAUGACAUUUACAGUCACAUCAGGUUUUCUCACUCGUUUUCAUACGUGAUUGGUUUAUGCUGGUACAGUAGGGCUGCCACUCUUAAUGAUUGAUCUUACCGUAGUGGGCCGACGUCCUUGAUUAUAAGACAACCCCCUCUUUUUCAAGACUCAAGUUUGAAAAAAAGACUUUUUGAACACCAAAUUCAUUUUUAUACAGAAAAUAAUUACAGUACAUCUGAUUAUAACAAUAUAUUUGAGAGAAAAAGCAUGUUAUUUUGCCUCAUUCAAAUCUUAAUAUCUGAACAUUUAAAUAUGUACGCUAAAGUGCAAUCGCAUUCGUAAAUGAAUGGCUUCUGGUUUUUGAAAUGUGAUUAAACCAAAAAACAGCAAAAUUGCAAUAACUGCAUUAACCAUCAAAGUGAAGUCUAACUGUAGUCUUGAAACAAAUCUGAAUAAGGAAAAACAUUGCAAUACAAUAAUGCAAACUGGUUGACUUGAGAGUAGCUGAGAUCUGUCAUGACAGAACAUCGCCAACUAGCGUCGAGAAUGGGCCCCCGGAUAUAAGACGACUCCCACUUUUUCAGUCUUAUUUCAAUGCAAAAAAUACCGUCUUAUAUUCGGGCCAAUACGGUAUUUUUGUGAUAAGUCAACAAAUCGGCUUGUUAGUGUUGGAACCAAAAACUGCUAAGAAAUGGACUAUGCAUAAUAUACCAUGUUUCAGAAGCAAAAGUAGACGUUUACAAAUACUGUAGUCAAUUCAAAUGAACUUAAGUACUGUAUUUUCCGCUCUAUAAGGCGCACCUUUAAUGAAUGACAUAUUUAAAAACUUUUUUCCAUAUAUAAGGCGCAUGGAAUAAACGCUACAGUAGAGGCUGGGGUUAUUUUAUGCAACCAUUAGACAGUGCUGCGCUAAAGGGAUUGUCAACACAACAGCAAGGUAAAACAUGUAGUGCAACAUUUAUAUCACAUAGUGGAGAGGAACUUUUCCUUUUCACAGUCACCCUUUUUGUUUUAGAUAGGUUAUCAUUUUUCCACUGUUUUGCAAUGUAUGCGCUGUAUUUGACCAGAGCAUGCAUAAAGGCCAAAAAUGCCUAUGCCUAUGACUAUACCUGCUGCUUAUGUUGAAUGAUCGCAUAUAAAACUAUUUAAUCAAAUUUUUGGAAGAUUUUUUUGGCCCCAAAAUGGUGAUUUAUAAUUGGUCAGUGAAGAAAACAACAGUUGAAUACAAAGUGAGUAAGAUUUUGUAUAUUAUGAUGGAGUGUUAUUUGUUGUUUUCUGAUGCAAUUUUGUAAGCCUGUUUUUUUUUUUUUUUUUUGCAAAUUUGUAUAAAACUGCCCCCCCCCCCCCCCCCCCCCAAAAAAAAAAAAAAAAAAAAAACUUGCGGCUCAAUACUAAUUCAUAUAUAAGGCACACCGGAUUAUAAGGUCCGCUGUCGGCUUUUGAGAAAAUUUAAGGCUUUUAGGUGCGCCUUAUAGUGCGGAAAAUACGGUAAUUCUGCUUUUAGCAAAGACUACAGAAAUCAGGAUUUUAACUUGGCAAAUAAUUAAAAAAUGGUAAAAUACUAACUUUUUAAAUAACCAUAUCUAUUUUUUUAACUUAAUGUAAAAAAAAAAAAAAAAAGUUUUAAAAAAUCCAAUAUAAAUUAAUAGGUAAAAAAAAAGGAAUUGGGGAGUCAAAACUGAGUGAUUAUUUGGCUAUCAGAAUAAUUAAAAGAUGGUAAAAUACUAACUUUUUAAAUAACCAUAUCAAUUUUUUUUAAUUUAAUGCAAAAAAAAAAAAUGUUUAAAAUCCAAUAUAAAUUAAUAGGUAAAAAAAAAAGGAAUUAGGCAAAUUUUCAGUCAAAACUGAGUGAUUAAUUGGCUAUCAAAAUAAUUGAAAAAUGGUGAAAUACUAACUUUUUAAAUAACCAUAUCUAUUUUUUUUUUAUUUAAUGUGAAAAAAAAGUUUUUAAAAAUCCAUUGAUACUAUUAAGAGGUAAAAAAAAAAAAAAAGGAAUUAGGCCAUUUUUCAGUCAAAACAGUGAUUGUUAAUUGGCUAUCAAAAUAAAUGAAAAAUGGUAAAAUACUAACUUUUUAAAUAACCAUAUGUAUUUUUUUAAGUUAAUAUAAAAAGUUUUCAAAAAUCCAUUGUUACUAUUAAGAGGUAAAAAAGGAAUUAGGCCAUUUUUCAGUUAAAACAGUGAUUAAUUGGCUAUCAAAAUAAUUAAAAACUGGUGAAAUAAUAACUUUAAAUAACCAUAUCUAUUUUUUUUUAAUUUAAUGUGGAAAAAAAAGUUUUUAAAAAUCCAUUGAUACUAUUAAGAGGUAAAAAAAAAAAAAAAAGGAUUUAGGCCAUUUUUCAGUCAAAACAGUGAUUAUUAAUUGGCUAUCAAAAUAAUUGAAAAAUGGUAAAAUACUAACUUUUGAAAUAACCAUUAUCUAUUUUUUUAAGGUUAAUGUAAAAAAAAAGUUUUUAAAAAUCCAUUGAUACUAUUAAGAGGUAAAAAAAAAAAAAGAAUUAGGCCAUUUUUCAGUUAAAACUGAUUAAUUGGCUAUCAAAAUAAUACAAAAAUGGUAAAAUACUUUUUAAAUAACCAUAUCUACUUUUUUUUAAUUUAAUGUAAAAAAAGUUUUUAAAAAAUCCAUUUUACUUGUAAGAAAAGAAAAAGGAAUUCGGCCAUUUUUCAGUCAAAACAGUGAUUAAUUGGCUGUCAAAUUGUCACUUAAACGUGGUAUCCCUACUGUACAAUGUUUCACAGAUGAACGAAUUGCUUGCUAAAACAAUGCUAUGCAACGUGCAUGUUUAGUUUGGCUGUACAGGGUCUCAUUUUGACUCAGGAAAGAUGACGUGUUUGAUCAAUGCAACGGCUGUUUUUUCGCUCAUAUAUAAAUUUCGUGUCAUUUGUAACUGCCUUGAUGUGCUGCUAAAAACAAAAAAAUUCAUCAUUCCUGUGUUUUCAGCAAACAUUUCCUCAGUUUCCAUUUAUUUAUGCCAAUGCAGGGAGUAUAUUAGCAGUUUAUAUGGCAGAAUUCACACGGUUGUGUAUGAUGGAGGCUACGAUUUGCGGUCUUCUAUUGUUGAGGUUUUGCCAAACGCGUAAAAAAAAAAAGUUAUUUUUUUAAUUGCUGUGACUCGAACGUGAAUGACAAACAGCUCAUGAAAAUCAUCAGAAUACUGUAAUAGAGUAUAUGAAGGCCGAUUGGAGUCUGCGAUUGACUCCUAUUAUAUGCUGGAGUUGCACACUUGAACCCGAGUCAUGCUUAUUUUGAACUGCCUUUUCCUUCACAACAAAAGUGUACCGGAAAGCGAGUGAAAUGCAUGUACUUGUACUCCCUUUCUGGACAAGAUAACAAAGCUGUCUGUAAUGAAAUAAAAAACCAUGUGACUUACAAAAGCAUGAUUGUUUUGCUUGCCUGAGCGCAGCGUUUCUCCAAAUGGAUAUCUAUAGAUCAGUGGUUCUACUAGGGUACUGAACCCCACAAGUUUUACAUGUGCAUACACCAAACUUCCAUACCUGUCAAGUUGUAUACAAGUGAGCACUGAUUUUUAAAUGAGUACGCUGUACGUUCAAAAUUUGUACAUUUUUCGUGCAUUACAUUUUUUUUCUCCGUUUCGGUAACGAGACAUUGUGCGUUACUAUAUGUUACUACGUUGAUUGAAUGACGCGAGAAAAGUGUGUUGUGACGCUGUUGCAAACGCGAUGCUAGGCUAGGUGGCGCCAAUAUUUCCUGACUGUAGCCGACAGCCUACAACCUUGAACCCACUUGAUGCUACGCUAGAUAUCAUACAUAUAGAACUAGAUGCGAAAUUACAGACUCGUCGGCGUUAGUAAACAACCGCCAUCUUAAAGCAGUAGACUUCUCAGAAAGGCUCUGUUGUAGUGAACCUUCCAAGUGAACUUAAGUAUCUUUUUAUCUAAAAUGCUCCUAAAUUGGCAAAAUCUUGAAUGGUGAAACAAUUUUAAAACUGUCACAUGUCAAAAGUAGACAAAAGGGAACUAAUGCCAUAAUAGGAGCAAUUUUAACAACUUUAACGGUUGAUUCACAACAUUACAAUUGACUUCCAAACAUAGCAAAGGUUACUAUGUUUUGUUUUUUUGAAUGAAAAAAAAAAAAAAAAACAUGAACGG
This is a messenger RNA of Corythoichthys intestinalis (scribbled pipefish), 5396 nucleotides long. It is a transcript of the gene hmox2b, whose product is annotated as heme oxygenase 2b. Gene Ontology annotation, biological process: response to oxidative stress; heme catabolic process; heme oxidation. The record is from RefSeq and is a predicted model, not a curated record. Bases 228 to 1169 code for a protein of 313 amino acids. Gene Ontology annotation, molecular function: heme oxygenase (decyclizing) activity; heme binding. The transcript has 7 exons. NCBI's taxonomy places the organism in Eukaryota, Metazoa, Chordata, Actinopteri, Syngnathiformes, Syngnathidae.